AGCGCACCCAUUCACCAUUCUUGUAGGGAGGCUACCACUAUAGUUACUACUACUGGCCCUGGCGCUGGCCCUUAAAAAUUGGGCGCUUUUUAUGUGGUGCUGUGGUGCCAUGUAUGUAUGUGCUGCAACGCCGCGGGAGCGGGCGUGACACAUUGUCUUAUGGAAUGGCGGACAAGGACACCCACCCCCACCACUAUCCCUCCUCCUCUUCUCCACCGCCUCCUCCUCCUCCUCCGCCGCCACAUUCUUUGCCCUCAUCGUCUGGCGCGGCGCCUUGCUCCUCCUCCGCCACCGCCGCCGCCGCCGCCGCCUCCCAGCGCCACCAGCGCCUCCUCCAGGGGACGAAUCUCAAGCAGCAGCAGCACGGCGCCGCGGAUCUACGGCGAAAUCCCGGUGUGAAGCACGGUGUCGCGAAUCACAAGCCCGGCGGGGUGAAUCUGCGGCAGACGCAACAGGUUCUUGUCAAUCACAGGCAGGAUCUUGCGCGGCCCGAGCAUAAUCUCGCGAAGAAGCCAGCGGCUGGGCAGAUUCUCGCGCGGCACGAGCAGAAUCUCGCGAAGCAGCCAGCGGCUGGGCAGAAUCUCCCGCGGCACGAGCACAAUCUCGCGAGGCAGCCAGCGGCUGGGCAGAAUAUUGCGAAUCAUAAGCACGGGGCCGGGAAUCACCACGGCAAGCUGCCAAAGAAGCCGUCCUCGUCGAUCCAGCAGCCGAUCGAGGCUAAGAAGGUCCCGGCACCGGUUUCUAGCACAAAGCCCGUCACCAAGCCCCGAUCUUCGCGUGACGAUGAGGCAUCGGCGCUCUCUCCCAAGAAGAAGCAGCUCAAGCUCAUUCUUAAGCUCCGGAAGCCUCAGCAGGACGCCCCCGAGCUCCCACCGCCGUCCCAGGGCGUGAGAUCUAAGGCCCCGGCCUCGAAUGGCGUCGCGUCUACAGGUCUAGGGUCUGGAUCUAGCGGGCUCUCCUCGCCGUCAGGGGGUACGAGGUCGAGGCAUCCAGAGGCUAGAUCGAAUGGCACGGCGGCAGCAGCCACAGCAGCUGGAGGGUCCGUGGAGCAUCGCCAAAGAACACCGGCAGCCGUUACUACUACCACUACCACUACCAGUGCCAGUGCUAGCGAGUCCAUGGAAGACGAGGGCUUGCAACAGCAUUCUUCUAGGAAACGAAAGUUUAGAGACGCCUCCGAGGGCACAGGCGAGGAGGAGAAGGUCGCAGCCUCCACAGCCGAUGCCGAAGAUGGUUCCAAGCGGAGAAUGAAGCAACAGGAGAAAGAUGUGAGAUUUGUCCCAACACCGACUUCCGGACUGCUCGAGAAUGGUUCUCCUCCACACAGGGUCCUUGAAGAGCUUCUGGAGAGAUUCCAAAAGAAAGAUACAUACGGAGUUUUUGCUGAGCCAGUUGAUCCUGAAGAGAUACCAGAUUACCUGGACAUCAUCAAGGAGCCCAUGGAUUUCAGUACGAUAAAAAAGAAACUCUCCAAGGGGGCAUACGGAUCCAUUGAGCUUUUUGAGAGGGAUGUUAAUUUAAUUUGCAGCAACGCUAUGAAAUACAACGCUCCGAGAACAAUUUAUUACAAACAGGCCAAAGCUAUCAAGGACAUCGCCCGAAAAGCUUUUGAUGUCUUGAAAGGUCGGCUCAAUGGUCACCGCAAGGGCCCUGGGAAACAAUCCAAGCUAAAGCGGUGUACAACCAGAAGGUUUUCUGAACAGCAAGGCACUGAUGUAACGCCCGGGGCUGGCUUAGCGGAUGGAAAGAAGGCAUCGACCAUUGACCGGGUGGCUGAUUUAUCUCACAAGUCAAAUUCUCCAUUUCAAAGUUCUGCAAACGAUUUCGAAUUUCCGGAAGGUUCUUUAUCAAAAGCUGCCUCUCUCAAGGACGGACGCCGACUACUUACUGUCGAUGAGAAUCGUCGUCACACUUACCGUCCUCCCGAGCCUUUUGAGGACGCUGUUGUCGCACAAAUUGUUCCGUCUGGAGUUCAAUAUGGUGGCUCGUAUGCUCAAAGCCUCGCCUUGUUCGGUGCAAACUUCAAGCGUCCGGCCUGGGACUUUGUUGCGAGGAAGAUUCGUAAGGUUUUGGCUCCAAAUGUUCCGUUUGGUCCCGGUUGGGUUGGAGAGCAUGAGAAGUCUUCACGACCUGACUGCUUACGAACCGAGCCCGCGGCACAACAGAUUCUUCCAAGGGACGAGGCCAAGGACUCGUCACAGCAACCUCCUGCGAUUGAAGUACCAUCCAGCAUGGCAACUACUUCUGCCAGUGCUCCUGCGGCUCCUGUACAGCUUCCAUUCAGGCCGACUGUCUCGAAAGUUUUCGACGUACAACAGCAGCACCAGCAGCAGCACCAGCAGCACCAGCACCAGCACAGGAACGGGGUUCAAAACUACAGGAACGUCGAGGCAGUGGCCCAGCAGCAGCAGCAACAGCAGCAGCCACAGCAGCAGCUAAAGAAGCCGCCCGCGAGGUUUCCUCCUCCGCUCCAAAGAGAUCAUCCAGGCGGUAGUGCCGCAGCUGAGAACCAAGCCGAGGCAAGCAGGUAUCCAGCUCCAGCACCUCCUAAGUUUGGUCCAAACGGUAGCGUAGGAUUUUCAGGCAUGGACGCGUCGAGGGGCGCGUGGUCGCUGCAGAAAGCCUUGGGGGUCCAGGAAUCAGGCGCAAGGGACAAGAGCAGCAGCAGUGGCGGUGGUUUGCCGCGAGUGUUUGGACAGGAGCAUGCGAAUCCAGGCCGGUCCAACGCCGAACAAGCGGCGGCGGCAUCCGUUCCGUCCACCAUGGCGUUCCAUGGCUUGUCAGCGUACGGUAACAGCAGCGGCAACGCCACGAGCGCCGGGGGCCCGUUGUUUGGAAUGCCGGGGCUCGGCGGCCAAGGCAUGAUGGCGAAACAAUCUGCUACCGCAACACCACCACAACAACCGCAACAGCAACAACACCACCACCAGCAACAGCAACUGAGGCCGGACAUGAACGCGAGCAGUGCCGAUUUUUUUAGGCAGCAAAGCCAUGACUUCCACCUCAAGGAGCAGCAGCAGCAGCAGAUGGGGGUGUACAACGCGAUCUCGCAGUCCCUGUUGCAGCCUUGGAAGUCUCAGAGGUUUCAACCGCAGCAGCAGCAGCAGCAGCAGCAGCAGCAGCAGCUUCACCACCUUCACCAGCAACAACAGCAUCAUCAGCAGCAACACCAACACCAUCACAAUCAGCUGCAGCUGAGACCGCUUCCUCCGGAUUUGAACGUUCGCCUCCAGUCUCCGAAGUCCCCACAGCACCAGGCUCAAUCCCAACUCUUGCUGAACUUACAGCAGCAGCAGCAGCAGCAUCAACAUCAGCAGCAGCAGCAGCAGCAGCAACACCAGCAGCCAGAUUUGGCUUUACAACUGUAAUCUGAGGGUUCCUCCUCUCCUCUUUUUUUUUUUCUUGUCAUAUUGUACGGUCCUGUAUAUAGACCAAUCCGCCGUUUUGUCCUCCUGGAAAACGCAAAGAUGAUGUCUUAGUCUCUUUUUU
This is a messenger RNA of Selaginella moellendorffii, 3489 nucleotides long. Its product is annotated as bromodomain testis-specific protein. The record is from RefSeq and is a predicted model, not a curated record. Gene Ontology annotation, molecular function: protein binding. Bases 114 to 3368 code for a protein of 1084 amino acids. The transcript is spliced from 9 exons. Lineage: Eukaryota; Viridiplantae; Streptophyta; Lycopodiopsida; Selaginellales; Selaginellaceae.